This is a messenger RNA of Alternaria hordeiaustralica, 948 nucleotides long. RefSeq lists its product as uncharacterized. The transcript is spliced from 2 exons. Bases 1 to 948 code for a protein of 315 amino acids. NCBI's taxonomy places the organism in Eukaryota, Fungi, Ascomycota, Dothideomycetes, Pleosporales, Pleosporaceae. The record is from RefSeq and is a predicted model, not a curated record.
AUGGCGUUCAACUGUUCCACCGUCCCCGAGACGACAAAUACCGACGCGGGAGUAGCAGGCGCAGGCACCCUCCUCUCCUUCAUAAUAACCAACAUCCUCUCCAUCCUUCUAUCCGCUACCAUCAUCCUGCUCGGCCUGCGAAAAUCCACCUCAGCUCCCAUCUCGCGAAAGCUCCUCCAAUCCUUCUCCGACCAACAGAUUCUAACGGGUAUCGGCAUCCAAUCGGUUGGGCUAGCAAAGAUGAAAACGAUGGUGCCAUACCACUUCUUUAUCAUCUGGCUCCUCUCUUUGCUAUCUACCGCCACAAAUCUCGCUACGUUACUCGCGCUCGUGAACGAUUUCAAGAGGGACUGGGUGCUGCGGUGGAUUAGACAGAUACUCAUGUUAGUGAACAUGUUCCUGGGCAUUUUGAGCGGGGUGUUCAUUCUGCAGACGGUCAUGAAAGAUAUGGAGCCCAGACUACCCAUUGCAUGUGUCUGGGAGGUGGAAAGCAAAGGAACAAGCGGAAAUGCAGCGCUUUCCAUUGCAGGCACCAUCGCCGUAAUCGCAGGCCAAGUCAUUACCUUCGGCUUCGCAACAUGGUACCUCCACAACCGAUCGAAUCCCAAAUGGCUCAAGACCGUCCAAGUCGUCGGUCUCUUCGCUUGUCUCGCCAUGGGCGUCGGCGCUACCGUGCGCGUGGUUCUGGAAUCCCAGGCUUUCGGCCAUCCACCUGAGUCUGUUCAUCUCGUUGGACCGAGUGAAGGGAAUUGGAGCUUCGGUCAAUUGUUACCGUUGCUGUUGUUGGCGCUGCCGGUUAUUAGCACGAUUGAGAUCGCUAGGGGCGAGGAGCUCAAGCCGAGGAGUCGGGUGGAUGAUGAUAGUGUGCCGCUGUUUGCGGGCGGGAAUGAUAUGGAGUUUCAGCCUAAUCAGCUGGCGGGGAGUGCGACGAGUUUGUUUAGGAAGUAG